Messenger RNA from Westerdykella ornata, 1632 nucleotides. RefSeq names its product DUF676-domain-containing protein. The coding region runs from base 1 to 1632 and encodes 543 amino acids. The transcript is spliced from 2 exons. NCBI's taxonomy places the organism in Eukaryota, Fungi, Ascomycota, Dothideomycetes, Pleosporales, Sporormiaceae. The record is from RefSeq and is a predicted model, not a curated record. Gene Ontology annotation, molecular function: monoacylglycerol lipase activity.
AUGCUUCUCACGCCUCGAACCUACUCCCUUGCCCAGGUCCCGGACGAAGGCUGCCGUCACGCUCGAACGUCAUACUUCCUCUUGACACCAUCACGAAAGGAGCGCCUUAUUGAAGAGAAGCGGGCGCGCAGGAUGCUGUUACUCCACCAGACUGGCGCCGUCAAGGUUGGAGAAAUUGUGCGGUAUACCCUGACCUACACGCCCUCCGAAGACCGCAUACUGCCCUCCCCGCCCUUCCUUUACGUCAAGAUCAAGAACACCGUGUCGGUUGCGUUGCGCGCUGCAUACAUUCACGGCCCUUAUACUCUCCAUGUCGCCGCUUAUCCCUCUACAUUCAACCCAAACAAGAAAGUCGAAUCGCCCAGACGAGAUGGUAUCCCGGAAUUUGAGCCCAACCUCAAGGCGGGGGCCUCGUGGACUGCCAGGUUGACGGUGCCAGAGUAUAUAAGGGAGGCUGCAUCCGAUCCGUCCGACGAUGCGCCGAAGAGUGUGACAUGGAUCAUCGAAGUAACUUCGCAGAUCAUUUUCUCUCGGACAGCAUCUGUCAGCUACGAAUUGCUCAUAGCAAGGGAUCAGAAGUCGUUAGAUCUGGGCUUCACAGCCAUAACGGGGAACAGUCAGGGGUCGCCGGGACAGGUGCAGGAUCACCAGCAAGGGAAGAAGUCGCACACCUCGAAUCAUCCAGCCCAGCCGAAAGGGGUUUACUCGAAAGCUGUUAAACUGGUCGUAGAUGAUACGACGAGCUUAUGGAACAAGCCGGCACUUCCAGAGUGGGAUGAGCAAGAGCGCUCGCAUCGCGGGUCAGGGGAUGCCCAUAACGGCGGUCCAUCCCCGAAGAAAAAGAAGAUCCAUCUCGUCGUACUCACACAUGGCUUGCAUAGCAAUCUUACCGCGGAUAUGCUCUAUAUGAAGGAGAGCAUUGAUGCGACCGUGAAACAGGCUCGCGAGAACCGAAGAAGGCGGCGGCGCGAAGCCAAGGCAGGUGAACCACGCAAAUCUGGGGAGUCCAAGGAUGCUGCCACAGCGCCCCUCUCCGGGGGUCAAGAGGAUAUCACCGAGUGUGACGAAGAUGACGACGAGGAACAAGUGGUUGUCCGCGGUUUUGAUGGAAAUAUGACCCGCACAGAGAGGGGCAUACAAUAUCUUGGGAAAAGGCUAGCCAAACAUGUCCUUCGCACAACAUACCCGGACCAACCUUUCCUGCCCGUGAAGAAGGCGUCAAUAGGAAAGAAGCUCUCUGGAACUUUGUCGCCAACCAAAUCAAAAUCAGAGCAUGACUUUACCGCGCUUGAAGGGCGCUUGCACCACCUCCACCAUCACCAGUAUGAGAGGGCGUACCAGUAUACAAGUAUCAGCUUUAUUGGCCAUUCAUUAGGGGGACUGGUACAGACAUAUGCGAUCGCCUAUAUCCACAAGCACUCGCCACAGUUUUUCGAAAAGAUUAAGCCCAUCAAUUUCAUCGCCUUGGCUUCACCGUUCUUGGGAUUAAGUAAUGAGAACCCGAUGUACGUCAAAUUUGCGCUCGACUUCGGACUUGUUGGAAGAACCGGUCAGGACCUCGGUCUCACCUGGAGAGCUCCUAAUAUCGCGAAAAGCGGAUGGAGUGCUAUUGUCAGAUUUGAUGGUAUCUGA